UCUGGUGCUUUUUCUCUGUACCUUCCCUCUGUGAGUGAUUUAAAAAUAUAUCUUUUUUAUUUUCUCUCCCUCUUUAUAUCGUUCUGUCUCCUCUUCAUUAUUCUCUCUUGUUCUUCCCUCUCUCUCUCUCUGGCUUUCUCUCUUCAAGUCCCGUAUCCUGCUUUCUCUGUAUCAAAACGUUUCCAUUUCACAUGAUGCCCUUUUCUCAUCCCCCUCUCUUUUUUCUUUUUACUCUGUUCGCUCUGUCGUCCAUCUUUCAGACCAUCUCUCUCACUUACCCACUUCUUUACCUGUCAUGUUCUCAUUCAUCAUUUUAUUCUUCACAUCUCCUUUUCAGUUUGCAUUUUCCCUCCCUGUUUCCCUCUAGUUCUCCCCUUCGUAGCACUUGAUGCCUGAUGAAAAGAUGAUUGAUUGCGUCCGUCUCUCUACCAUCAAGGAGAUGAUGAGUGGCUGUAAAGCGCCGCCUACGGGAAGGUUCAGAGGACGUGACUCAGGUCAUCCCGUCAUCUUGAACAUCCUCUUCAUUUAUCCUCUUCAUGGCUUCUACCGCAUCGUUGACAUUGCUACUGGUCCAUGGAGCAGGUACCAUGAAGCUUCACUGCAGGAUCCUUCCCCUCUUCCUCCCUAUCCUCAAGCCCCUAGCACGUCAUAGGCCGCUCUGCUGCCUCCCAGCCAAUGGCAGGCCAACCACAGCCCCCAGACUCUUCCCCUCCUCCCGUCACCUGACCACUGAUGUCCCCUCCUCCCAGCCCCUGGUUGGCCAAGAUACAACGGUCAAAGUUAUGGGCUACUCCUACCCUCGUGAUGACUUUACCAACGUGACCAGCAAGAUCCUGGCCAAGGUGGGCUGCAACCUGCACAACCAAGCCCACCAUCCUCUCUGGCUCAUCAAAGAGCGAAUCAAAGCCCACUUCUACCGUGCCUACAUCAUGCGCUCUGGCAACCCGCUUUUCUCGGUCCAUGACAACCUCAGUCCGGUGGUGACGACGGAGCAGAACUUUGACAGCCUGCUCAUCCCGCCCGACCACCCCAGCCGGAAGCGAGGCGACAACUACUACCUCAACCGGGGCACCAUGCUGCGAGCUCACACCUCCGCCCACCAGAGGGAGCUGGUGUGCUCGGGGCUGGACGCCUUCCUGCUGGCGGGUGACGUGUACCGAAGGGACGAGAUCGACGCCAGCCACUACCCCGUGUUCCAUCAGAUGGAGGGUGUACGCCUCUUCUCCAACCACGAGUUGUUUGCCAAGGUGUCGAGUGGAGAGGACCUGUCUCUCUUUGAGAGCGGGGGGCACCGGACCCCUCAGAAGCAGGAGACACACACUCUGGAGGCGGUUAAGCUUGUGGAGUUUGAUCUGAAACAGACCCUCGACCGUAUGGUCAGACACCUGUUUGGAGAAGAGCUGGAGAUCCGCUGGGUAGAGUGUUACUUCCCCUUUACCCAUCCCUCCUUCGAGAUGGAGGUGCGUUUCCAGGAGGACUGGCUGGAGGUGUUGGGCUGUGGAGUAAUGGAGCAGGAGCUGGUGCACUCUGCGGGAGUGAGUAACAAGAUGGGCUGGGCAUUUGGACUGGGCCUGGAGCGCCUGGCCAUGGUGCUGUACGGGAUCCCUGACAUCCGCCUCUUCUGGAGCCAGGACGACCGCUUCCUGAAGCAGUUUUGCCUGCCCAGCAUCAACGACCCAGUCACCUUCCAACCCCUCAGUAAGUACCCACCUCUGAUCAACGACAUCUCCUUCUGGCUACCGGCCGAGGGCUACACAGAGAACGACUUCUACGACCUGGUGAGGAGCAUCGGAGGAGACCUGGUGGAGAAGGUCGCCCUGGUUGACCAGUUCACACAUCCAAAGACGCAGAAGCACAGCCACUGUUACCGCAUCACCUACCGCCACAUGGAGAGGACCCUGACCCAGGAGGAGGUGCGUGUCCUCCACGCCGCCAUCGAGCACACCGCCGAGCAGGAACUGGGCGUGAAGGGGCGGUACUGAGACCCCCUCCGCCGCACCCUCCCCUGGGUUGUGCUCAGAAACAGGAAAAAUCGGUUUAAAACCCGGCAAAAUGGAAAAGUACUACCCGAACUCAAAAUGUCCCUUUUUCAAUAGCUUUGUCACUGUGUGCCCUUCUGAACAUAACCAUGACUUACACGUUUCAAGCGGACGGACUUCGGCUGACUCUGUUCUCGGCUCUCAUAGAGACACGAGGGGAAUCCUACGGACCAUUCCUGGGGUUCCUCCUCUUGGUAGUACAACAAUAAUGAAAGUGUUUGUAGUACCUGCAGACGUAGGAUCUUCAUUUGAUUUCCCUUUUGUUGUUGAGAGUUUUGUAGUGUAUUCAAAGUUUUAAAACUAUUCUAAAGUUUAUAAUUUCCACUUUGAAAUAUCAGAGUUGAUUUGCCCCAACGAAAAAUGUAUCAACCCCUACAAAAAAGGUCCAGAAAUUAUAAUCACCAUAAUAAUUCAUAUUUCCUGUUGCUGCAGGACUAUUUACCUGAUUCAAGUAGUCAAGGGCUUGGUCAUUAGUUGUCAAGUUGAAUCAGGCGUGCUAGCUCUGGAUUAGUUUAAAUACAUGGAACGGAUGGCUGUCCCUGAGGAGAGGUUUGGUACGAGACUACAGGUAACGACUAGACCUCCUCGAAAGUGUGCUUCAAUGUGACUAUUAGAUAGUGGUCCUGUGUGGCAGAGUUUGUAAGAGCACCACUCUAGCAAUGCCAAGGUAGUGUGUUCAAUUCCUGCAUUGAUCACAUAAUAAAAAUGGAUGCUCGCAUUGUACUGUACAUUUCUUUGAAUAAAAGCGUCUGCUAUGUGAAAUUAUAGUCACUGAUUCUUCUGAACAAAGGGACACAUCCACUCUAGGCUCUACUCCACCUCGGUACCAAGCAACUCUUAUCAUUAGAGCCUCCAGUAACCUUUCAUGUGAAGUGGCUGACGCUCUUAAGUGACACAAUCCACAGCGUCGCGUCACCAGAGGGGGAAUGUGUUUGAUUUAAUAUGGACGUCACCUAAAGCCUUUCAUGCCAUUGGCUUCUUACCAGCCUGGCGAGAGAGACCGACGAACGAACACAAUACAGUCCUGUUGAUGAUUCAAUCGACAUUUGUAUUUGUAAUAUUUCCAUAAAAGAUGUGUUAUUAAGAGUGAGGAGGGGAUGUGUUGGUACACUACCUGACAAGCAUUGUAAUAGAAGCCGCUAUUGUCUCAGUGCUGGGUGAAAGUACAAAGAGUGUCCUUUAUGUCCGUUCGCUUAACAUGUGAUUUCAAAUCAACUGUGACGUUUGGUUAAAGUCCUGGCGAUCGUUCUUUCUGAGCAGAGCACACACAAUAUUUGAGGAGCUGCGGUAAUGAUUUUAUACCGCAGAUUGAGCACCAAUGUUUUUGGAACAACCUCUGCCCUCAUCAGUCUUGUUAACAGAGUGAUUAUGCAUUUGCACUAGGUCUAUUACGCCCGCUAUUCUAUUUACGACUGGAAGAACCUGUGUGAAUACCAGAUGAGACUGUGUUCCAUAUUUAUUUGAUGUGCUGUAAGCCUCUUCAUUAAGAAGUCAUUAGAAACAUUAACACUUCAUCCCCUGCCUCCAGAAUCAUCAGGAUGCUAUUGCUGUUCCACUGCUACCGUUGGGUAUACAGAGCACUAGAUUGACAAACUGACCCAACAGAAUAGAGCUGUCAAAGAAAGGGCCCAUUCUUUAUGACAAUGUUUGUUUCUUUUUUUAAAUAAAUUGGCUGGAGAGGAACAGAGAAAAUUCAA
This is a messenger RNA of Salvelinus fontinalis (brook trout), 3736 nucleotides long. Its product is annotated as phenylalanine--tRNA ligase, mitochondrial-like. Gene Ontology annotation, cellular component: cytoplasm; mitochondrion. Lineage: Eukaryota; Metazoa; Chordata; Actinopteri; Salmoniformes; Salmonidae. The transcript is spliced from 7 exons. The record is from RefSeq and is a predicted model, not a curated record. Gene Ontology annotation, biological process: phenylalanyl-tRNA aminoacylation. The coding region runs from base 537 to 1982 and encodes 481 amino acids. Gene Ontology annotation, molecular function: ATP binding; phenylalanine-tRNA ligase activity; tRNA binding.